AUGAGAGUUAUGAAUAUCAGUAUUGGCAGUACGCCCAAAAUAUUAAAAUCAGUGAGGUAUUCUCUAGCCUUCGUUACUUCUGUAUUUUUGAUACAAGGCUUAAUUCUACUUAUGCUUGGAGUCACAUAUUUUAUAAAGCAUAAAAUUUACGAAGAAUUAACUACGAACGUUUUCAUCAGCUUACCUGAAUUUUUAAUCGCAUCCGGAGUGCUUAUUUUUGUUAUAGCUAUUCUGGGAUAUUAUGGCGCGAUGUCUGAAAAUUUCUACGUUGUCGCUGGUUUUGCAGCUUUUAUGGUCAUCAUAUUUAUAUUUGAAAUGACCAUAACAAUAAUGGCAUUCGGACUACGAAAUGAUGCUUCUAACGCAAUAAGAGCCCCGAUGGUGCAAAGCCUCAACUUAUAUGGGACUAAAAAGGAUAUUGCUAGAUUGUGGGAUGAUUUGCAAAUGGGGUUCGAAUGCUGUGGUGUUUCUGGUCGCCACGACUGGGUUUCCAACCGAAUUCCGGUCAGCUGUUGCCAUAUAGAUUAUGGCACGGUUUCACCAUUCGAGUGCACCUUGAGCAACGCCUACCCCACGGGCUGUGCUUCCUCCCUGGGCAGCUGGUUUAGCAGCAACGCGCAUAUUAUCGGCAUUUUUGCGGCAGUUUUCACGAGUAUUCAGGCACUCCUAACAGCGAUGUCUGGGUGGUUAGCGUGGCGAACACGGUAUGAGGAGAUUGAAUUAGAGUCUUAA
Messenger RNA from Leptosia nina, 732 nucleotides. Lineage: Eukaryota; Metazoa; Arthropoda; Insecta; Lepidoptera; Pieridae. The record is from the annotation of a GenBank genome assembly.